GAUACCUCAAAGAGUAUAAUAAUAUAUAGGGAAUACCGCUAUGUGAUACCUACAUAGCGGUGCACAGCACUUGCAAAGUUGCACUUUUUAGUAGGGCCUAUGUUUAGUAAAUUAGUAUGCAAUGCUUAAAAAGUAUCGAGAUUAGCAUUACUUUGGAGUACUGUUAAUAAAAUAAAACACUGGCUUCUGAGAAUUAUACAAAGAAGAUGCUGGAUGGAUGGUACUGUCGCUCAAUGGCCAAUAUGCAGGCUAAUGAAGCUGCGGGAGCAAACAGUACUGAGACAGCUGAUACUUCGCAAGGGGAUUCCAAUAAAGACUUUUCAAGUGAUAGCAGUAGUGAAAAUGAGCAAGAACCUAAUUAUAGAGCUCAAUAUUUAUCAUUAAAGAAAAAACUCAAAUAUUUAAUUUAUGAAAAUGAAUGUUUUCAAGAUGCUUUGAGGUCAAGCCAAAAGAGACUGUUAAAGGUAUCAAGAGAUAGGAGCUUUCUAUUAGAUAGACUUUUACAAUAUGAAAAACCUGAUAGUUCUACAUCCGAAAGUGAAGAUACUGAGUCUUCUGAUGAUGCACAAUGCACUAAUUCAAACACAGUUAAACGCAAGAAAUUAGAGGUUGCUCCUGGUCAGCAGACUGUUUCAACACCAUCAUCAGUGAAUAAAGGUCUCAAUAGUAAUAUGAAAAGGAAAAGAGCUGUUGUCCCUAAAAAAACAACAAACACUAAUAAUCCUCACCAAACUAGUGGCAAUAUGAUGUCUAAAUUAUCUCCUGCACUUGGAUUUGGGUUGAACACUAGUGAUGGUCAUAUGACACCAGAAGAAGUUGAACGUCAUCUACAAUCUAGACAAACAUAUUUAGAAUUACUUCCAGAACGUGCUCCACCCACUGUCCCAACAGAAAUGUUUAGUAAUGAUCCUUCAUUGGACAGUGAGUCAAAUGAUGUAUUGGAAAAUUCACCAAAAGUUGAAGAGUGGUUUGAUUAACAGUAUCUAAGUUCGAUGUUAUACAAAUGUUGGUUACAUCGAACCUAUUGUAAAAUGGUCCUAUUCAUAAGAUAUUUUGUAAUUUAUUGUGAAAUAGGAAUACAAAAUUUAAUACUAAGGCCUAACAAGUUUUUGACAAAAAAGUCACAUAUUUAGAAGUUAACAAUAUGUUUUACACCUUUUGUAAAUGCAGUCAAGGUUAAUAUCUUAAAAAUAAAAGAGUUUCAUAAAUAUUGA
Leptidea sinapis is the source of this 1214-nucleotide messenger RNA. RefSeq lists its product as uncharacterized. NCBI's taxonomy places the organism in Eukaryota, Metazoa, Arthropoda, Insecta, Lepidoptera, Pieridae. The transcript is spliced from 6 exons. Gene Ontology annotation, biological process: chromatin remodeling. Bases 207 to 977 code for a protein of 256 amino acids. The record is from RefSeq and is a predicted model, not a curated record. Gene Ontology annotation, cellular component: Ino80 complex; nucleus.